Messenger RNA from Elaeis guineensis (African oil palm), 2827 nucleotides. Its product is annotated as boron transporter 4. The record is from RefSeq and is a predicted model, not a curated record. Gene Ontology annotation, molecular function: solute:inorganic anion antiporter activity. Gene Ontology annotation, biological process: monoatomic ion homeostasis; transmembrane transport; monoatomic anion transport. Gene Ontology annotation, cellular component: plasma membrane. NCBI's taxonomy places the organism in Eukaryota, Viridiplantae, Streptophyta, Magnoliopsida, Arecales, Arecaceae.
AAUCACCAAGCGGUCCCGAUUGCUCCGAUCUGGACACGUGUCCAGAGAGCAAUCGUGGGGUAGGUGUUUUUAUGAACCACGAGGCGACGGCGGAAACUAGAGCCAACCUCCUCCCUCCCCUUUUAAAAAAACUCCGCCUUCUCUGGAGCCCUCCGGAGGGCUUCCCGACGGUUCCUCUCGACGCCCCCGGUGUCCGUACGGACGGAGCGGCUUUAAAUACGCGAAUCCUUCCCCUGUUUGCUAGGGUUCUGGCCGGCAUUCUUCUCUGAGGGGGCGAGGAGCUUUUCUUGGAGCUCCUCCUCCUCCUCUCUCCCCCUCCCUCUCGGAGCAACGACGUGGCUGGAAUGGAUCACAUUAGAGCUCCCUUCAGGGGGAUCACCGAGGAUGUCAAAGGAAGGGCACUGUGCUAUAGGCAAGACUGGAUUAGUGGAUUUAAUUCAGGCAUCAAGAUAUUGGCUCCAACAAUGUAUAUCUUUUUUGCUUCUGCACUUCCAGUCAUUGCAUUUGGAGAGCAACUAAGUAGUGACACUGAUGGCAAACUCAGCACAGUGGAAACUUUGGCUUCAACUGCUAUCUGCGGCAUCAUACAUUCAAUAGUUGGUGGGCAGCCCCUGUUAAUUGUAGGUGUUGCAGAACCCACUGUGAUAAUGUACACAUACUUAUACAAAUUUGCCAAAGGACAGGAAGAUCUAGGCGAGCAUCUAUAUCUGGCUUGGGCAGCGUGGGUUUGCGUCUGGACUGCUUGUAUGCUAUUUCUUCUAGCAAUUUUUAAUGCUUCUGCUGUUAUUACUAGAUUUACAAGGGUUGCAGGAGAACUUUUUGGGAUGUUGAUCACGGUUCUCUUUAUUCAAGAAGCUAUUAAGGGAAUGGUAAAUGAAUUUAAUAUACCUGAAGGUGAAGAUGGAGCUCUACCGCUUUACCAGUUUCAGUGGCUUUAUACAAAUGGUCUGCUGGGGAUUAUAUUUGCCAUUGGCCUGCUGUACACUGCAUUGAAGAGCAGAAGGGCAAGGGGAUGGAGAUAUGGCACAGGGUGGUUUAGAAGUUUCAUUGCUGACUAUGGGGUUCCCUUGAUGGUCGUGGUCUGGACAGCAUUGUCAUUUGCAGUCCCAAGCAAAUUGCCUUCGGGAGUUCCAAGAAGGCUUUUUAGUCCUCUUCCUUGGGAAUCCAAUUCCUUGCACCACUGGACUGUUGCUAAGGAUAUGCUAUCGGUUCCUCCAGUCUACAUAUUUGCUGCCAUAAUACCUUCUCUCAUGGUUGCAGGCCUCUACUUUUUUGACCACAGUGUUGCUUCACAGAUGGCACAGCAGAAGGAGUUUAAUCUUAAAAACCCCUCUGCCUACCAUUAUGACAUUUUGGUCCUUGGAUUCAUGGUUUUGAUUUGUGGCUUGCUUGGAAUUCCCCCUUCAAAUGGUGUUCUUCCACAGUCACCUAUGCAUACCAAGAGUCUUGCUGUUCUCAAGAGGCAGUUAAUUCGCAAGAAGAUGGUUCAAAGUGCAAAAGAGAGCAUUAAGCUGCAAGCUAGCAACUUGGAGAUAUAUGGCAAAAUGCAAGAGGUUUUCAUAGAAAUGGACAAAGGACAUACUACAAUCUCAGUAGAAGAGCUGAAGGAUUUGAAGGAUGCAGUCAUGAGAGAUGAAACUGGUGAAGGAGAGUUGAAAGGUCGAUUUGAUCCAGACAAGCAUAUAGAUGCCCACUUGCCAGUCCGGGUCAACGAGCAAAGAUUGAGCAAUCUGUUGCAGUCCAUUUUGGUGGGUGCCUGUCUUGGAGCUAUGCCCAUCAUCAAGAAGAUACCUACAUCAGUUCUUUGGGGGUAUUUUGCUUACAUGGCCAUUGAUAGCCUUCCUGGGAACCAGUUCUGGGAAAGAAUACUACUUCUGUUCAUUACCCCUGGCCGGCGUUACAAGGUUCUGGAAGGUGUCCAUGCAUCUUUUGUGGAAUCGGUGCCCUUUAGACAAAUAGCUAUCUUCACAAUAUUCCAAUUUGUGUAUCUUCUUCUGUGUUUUGGGGUGACAUGGAUACCUAUAGCAGGAAUUCUAUUCCCAUUGCCAUUCUUCCUCCUGAUUAUCAUCAGACAGCAUAUCCUCCCCAAAUUCUUUCAUCCACUUCAUCUCUGGGAAUUGGACGCAGCCGAAUAUGAGGAAAUUGCUGGAGUUCCUCAUCAUUACAAUCGCAGCCUUUCAAUUAGGGAAUAUGAGACAUCCCAAUCGGGCAGUGAUGAUGGCGAUGAUGAAGUGUGCGAUGCUGAAAUAUUGGACGAGUUCACCACCAGUAGAGGGGAAUUUAAACUAAGAUUGAGCUUCAAAGAAGACAGAAACAUUCAGGUUCAUCCUGAGGAGAGCCUGCAGAGUGAAUGAAGGGGGGCUAAAAUGCUCCUCUUUUCACAUGAAUCAAAAUGAAUUCUUGGGGCUCCGAUCAUGUGUGCUGCUACUAACGUUUCUUGGGAGAAAUAUAUAUAUUUAUUUAAAUAAUGAGAUAGGAGGGUGUUGAGUCAUUUGUCACAACAACCAAUUUAGUGAUGAACAAUGGGUUGCUGCUCUGAAGAGGAAGGGGACAAGAAAGUAGAGGACAGAGUAGUGCAAUAUGCCACUCAUUCUUUUGAUUACUCUUCACAGGAAUUACAGGCUCCGAAAAGGAAUUUACAAAAUUUCCCAACCGAAUCUUGCACUCAGGUCCAAAGAAAAGAAAGAAAAUACUGAUACAAAAAAUAGAAUAUACCCGAAGGCAGUGCUUGUAGCUUUUGUUUCAUACCUCUAUCUAAGUAAAAGAGAUGGAUCAGAUUUUUCUUUUAUGUUUAAUGAAUUGAUAGCAGUUUGCAGCAUUGCGUCAA